AAGAGGAGCCGGAAGUGGGGCGCGCGAGGUCUAAGGGCGCGAGGGAAGUGGCGGGCGGGGACUAAGGCGGGGCGUGCAGGUAGCCGGCCGGCCGGGGGUCGCGGGCAUGGCCGAGGCCAGGAAGCGGCGGGAGCUACUUCCCCUGAUCUACCACCAUCUGCUGCGGGCUGGCUAUGUGCGUGCGGCGCGGGAAGUGAAGGAGCAGAGCGGCCAGAAGUGUUUCCUGGCUCAGCCCGUAACCCUUCUGGACAUCUAUACACACUGGCAACAAACCUCAGAGCUUGGUCGGAAGCGGAAGGCAGAGGAAGAUGCGGCACUGCAAGCUAAGAAGACCCGUGUGUCAGACCCCAUCAGCACCUCGGAGAGCUCGGAAGAGGAGGAGGAAGCAGAAGCCGAAACCGCCAAAGCCACCCCAAGACUAGCAUCUACCAACUCCUCAGUCCUGGGGGCAGACUUGCCAUCAAGCAUGAAAGAAAAAGCCAAGGCAGGGACAGAGAAAGCCGGCAAGACUGGGAACUCCAUGCCACACCCUGCCACUGGGAAGACAGUGGCCAACCUUCUUUCUGGGAAGUCUCCCAGGAAGUCAGCAGAGCCCUCAGCAAAUACUACGUUGGUCUCAGAAACUGAGGAGGAGGGCAGUGUCCCGGCCUUUGGAGCUGCUGCCAAGCCUGGGAUGGUGUCAGCGGGCCAGGCCGACAGCUCCAGCGAGGACACCUCCAGCUCCAGCGAUGAGACAGACGUGGAGGGGAAACCCUCAGUAAAACCAGCCCAGGUCAAAGCCUCAUCAGUUUCUACUAAGGAGUCUCCAGCAAGAAAGGCGGCCCCAGCCCCUGGGAAUAUGGGGGAUGUGACACCCCAGGUCAAAGGAGGGGCCCUGCCCCCAGCCAAGAGGGCCAAGAAGCCAGAAGAGGAGUCAGAGAGUAGUGAGGAGGGAUCUGAAAGUGAGGAGGAGGCCCCUGCAGGGACACCAAGCCAGGUAAAGGCCUCUGAAAAAAUUCUCCAGGUCAGAGCUGCCUCGGCCCCCGCCAAGGGGACCCCUGGGAAAGGGGCUACCCCAGCACCCCCUGGGAAGGCAGGGAAGCCAGAGGAGGACUCAGAGAGCAGCAGCGAGGAGUCAUCUGACAGUGAGGAGGAGACGCCAGCUGCCAAGGCCCUGCUUCAGGCGAAGGCCUCAGGAAAAACCUCUCAGGUCGGAGCUGCCUCCGCCCCUGCCAAGGAGUCCCCCAGGAAAGGAGCUGCCCCAGCACCCCCUGGGAAGACAGGGCCUGCAGUUGCCAAGGCCCAGGCAGGGAAGCGGGAGGAGGACUCGCAGAGCAGCAGUGAGGAAUCGGACAGUGAGGAGGCGCCGCCUGCUCAGGCGAAGCCUUCAGGGAAGGCCCCCCAGGUCAGAGCUGCCUCGGCCCCUGCCAAGGAGUCCCCCAGGAAAGGGGCUGCCCCAGCACCUCCUAGGAAAACAGGGCCUGCAGCCGCCCAGGCCCAGGCGGGGAAGCAGGAAGAGGACUCAGGAAGCAGCAGCGAGGAGUCAGACAGUGACAGAGAGGCACCGGCAGCCAUGAAUGCAACUCAGGUGAAGCCCUUGGGGAAAAGCCCCCAGGUGAAACCUGCCUCCACCACGGGCAUGGGGCCCUUGGGGAAAGGCACCGGCCCAGUGCCACCUGGGAAGGUGGGGCCUACAACCCCCUCGGCCCAGGUGGGGAAGUGGGAGGAGGACUCAGAGAGCAGCAGUGAGGAGUCAUCAGACAGCAGUGAUGGAGAGGUGCCCACAGCUGUGGCCCCGGCUCAGGAAAAGUCCUUGGGGAAAAUCCUCCAGGCCAAACCCGCCUCCAGUUCUGCCAAGGGGCCCCCUCAGAAGGCAGGGCCUGUAGCCAUCCAGGUCAAGGCUGAAAAGCCCAUGGAAGACUCGGAGAGCAGCGAGGAGUCGUCGGACAGUGCGGACAGUGAGGAGGCACCAGCAGCCAUGACUGCACCUCAGGCAAAACCAGCUCUGAAAAUUCCUCAGACCAAGGCCUGCCCAAAGAAAACCAAUACCACUGCAUCUGCCAAGGUCGCCCCUGUGCGAGUGGGCACCCAAGCCCCCCGGAAAGCAGGAGCUGCGACUUCUCCAGCAGGCUCAUGCCCAGCUGUGGCUGGGGGCACCCAGAGACCAGCAGAGGAUUCUUCAAACAGUGAGGAAUCAGAUAGUGAGGAAGAGAAGACAGGUCUUGCAGUAACCAUGGGACAGGCGAAGUCUGUGGGGAAAGGCCUCCAAGUGAAAGCAGCCUCAGUGCCUGUCAAGGGGUCCUUGGGGCAAGGGACUGCUCCAGUACUCCCUGGGAAGACGGGGCCUACAGUCACCCAGGUGAAAGCUGAGAUGCAGGAAGACUCUGAGAGCAGUGAGGAGGAAUCAGACAGUGAGGAGGCAGCUGCAUCUCCAGCACAGGUGAAAACCUCAGUAAAGAAAACCCAGGCCAAAGCCAACCCAGCUGCCGCCAGAGCAUCUUCAGCAAAAGGGACAAUUUCAGCCCCUGGAAAAGUUGUCACUGCAGCUGCUCAAGCCAAACAGAGAUCUCCAUCCAAGGUGAAGCCACCAGUGAGAAACCCCCAGAACAGUACCGUCUUGGCGAGGGGCCCAGCAUCUGUGCCACCUGUGGGGAAGGCCGUGGCUGCAGCAGCUCAGGCCCAGACAAGGCCAGAGGAGGACUCAGGGAGCAGUGAGGAGGAGUCAGACAGUGAGGAGGAGGCAGAGACGCCGGCUCAGGCGAAGCCUUCACGGAAGACCCCCCAGAUCAGAGCUGCCUUGGCUCCUGCCAAGCAGUCCCCCAGGAAAGGGGCUGCCCCAACACCUCCUGGGAAGACAGGGCCUUCGGCUGCCCAGGCAGGGAAGCAGGAUGACUCAGGAAGCAGCAGCGAGGAGUCAGACAGUGACGGGGAGGCACCAGCAGCUGUAACCUCUGCCCAGGUGAUUAAACCCCCUCUGAUUUUUGUCGACCCUAAUCGUAGUCCAGCUGGCCCAGCUGCUACACCCGCACAAGCCCAGGCUGCGAGCACCCCGAGGAAGGCCCGAGCCUCGGAGAGCACAGCCAGGAGCUCCUCCUCCGAGAGCGAGGAUGAGGAUGUGAUCCCCGCUACACAGUGCUUGACUCCUGGCAUCAGAACCAAUGUGGUGACCAUGCCCACUGCCCACCCAAGAAUAGCCCCCAAAGCCAGCAUGGCUGGGGCCAGCAGCAGCAAGGAGUCCAGUCAGAUAUCAGAUGGCAAGAAACAGGAGGGACCGGCCACUCAGGUGUCAAAGAAGAACCCAGCUUCCCUCCCACUGACCCAGGCUGCUCUGAAGGUCCUCGCCCAGAAAGCCAGUGAGGCUCAGCCUCCUGUUGCCAGGACCCAGCCUUCAAGUGGGGUUGACAGUGCUGUGGGAACACUCCCUGCAACAAGUCCCCAGAGCACCUCUGUCCGGGCCAAAGGGACCAACAAGCUCAGAAAACCUAAGCUUCCUGAGGUCCAGCAGGCCACCAAAGCCCCUGGGAGCUCAGAUGACAGUGAGGACAGCAGCGACAGCUCUUCAGGGAGUGAGGAAGAUGCUGAAGGGCCCCAGGGGGCCAAGUCGGCCCACACGCUGGUAGGUCCCACCCCCUCCAGGACAGAGACCCUGGUGGAGGAGACCGCAGCAGAGUCCAGCGAGGAUGAUGUGGUGGCGCCAUCCCAGUCUCUCCUCUCAGGUUAUAUGACCCCUGGAAUAACCCCAGCCAAUUCCCAGGCCUCAAAAGCCACUCCCAAGCUAGACUCCAGCCCCUCAGUUUCCUCUACUCUGGCCGCCAAAGAUGACCCAGAUGGCAAGCAGGAGGCAAAGCCCCAACAGGCAGCAGGCAUGUUGUCCCCUAAAACAGGUGGAAAAGAGGCUGCUUCAGGCACCACACCUCAGAAGUCCCGGAAGCCCAAGAAAGGGGCUGGGAACCCCCAAGCCUCAACCCUGGCACUGCAAAGCAACAUCGCCCAGUGCCUCCUGGGCCAACCCUGGCCCCUGAAUGAGGCCCAGGUGCAGGCCUCAGUGGUGAAGGUCCUGACUGAGCUGCUGGAACAGGAAAGAAAGAAGGUGGUGGACACCACCAAGGAGAGCUGCAGGAAGGGCUGGGAGAGCCGCAAGCGGAAGCUAUCGGGAGACCAGCCGGCUGCCAGGACCCCCAGGAGCAAGAAGAAGAAGAAGCUGGGGGCCGGGGAAGGUGGGGAGGCCUCUGUUUCCCCAGAAAAGACCUCCAUGACUUCCAAGGGGAAAGCAAAGAGAGACAAAGCGAGUGGUGAUGUCAAAGAGAAGAAAGGGAAGGGGUCUCUUGGCUCCCAAGGGGCCAAGGAUGAGCCAGAAGAGGAGCUUCAGAAGGGGAUGGGGAAGGUUGAAGGUGGAGAUCAAAGCAACCCAAAGGGCAAGAAGGAGAAGAAGAAAUCCGACAAGAGAAAAAAAGACAAAGAAAAAAAAGAAAAGAAGAAGAAAGCAAAAAAGGCCUCAACCAAAGAUUCUGAGUCACCGUCCCAGAAGAAAAAGAAGAAAAAGAAGAAGACAGCAGAGCAGACCGUAUGACGAGCACCAGCACCAGGCACAGGGAUUUCCUAGCCGAGCAGUGGCCAUCCCCAUGCCUCUGACCUCCGCCGACCUCUGCCCACCAUGGGUUGGAACUAAACUGUUACCUUCCCUCGCUCCACAGAAGAAGACAGCCAGCUGCAGGGGUCCCUGUGCUGGCCAAGCCAGUGAGCCUGCGGGGAGGCUGGUCCAAGGAGAAAGCGGACCAGCUCCCAUGACCUCACCCCACUCCCCCAACACGGGACGCUUCAUAUAGAUGUGUACAGUAUAUGUAUUUUUUUAAGUGACCUCCUCUCCUUCCACAGACCCCACAUGCCCAAAGGCCUCGGGACUUCCCGCCACCUUGCUCCACAGAUCCAGCUAGGCCUGACCUGUGCCUCAUCCCGUGCCGCUCGGUCUCUGGCUGAUCCCGAGGCUUUGUCUUCCUCUCAUCAGUUCUUUUGGUUGUGUUUUUUGGUUUUUUUUAAUAACUCAAAAAAAAAAAAUAAAAGACUUGGAGGAAGGAUGCAAGCUCCCAGUGCA
Nomascus leucogenys (northern white-cheeked gibbon) is the source of this 5071-nucleotide messenger RNA. RefSeq names its product treacle ribosome biogenesis factor 1 (gene TCOF1). Gene Ontology annotation, molecular function: protein binding. Lineage: Eukaryota; Metazoa; Chordata; Mammalia; Primates; Hylobatidae. The record is from RefSeq and is a predicted model, not a curated record.